UAUUUUAUUCACCAUCCUUUACUACGAUCUAUUUUCGAUAACAAUUUAAUUUAUGAUAAUUUGCGAUAAACUGCUGAAUCACAGCUCGCGAUAACAUAUUGCGGUCUAUUUUCACUACUGCUCACGUAGACACAAACAUUCAUUUUCCUCCAGUCAGUGAAAUUUUAACUUUCUGUAAAGUUCUGUUUAUCUUACCAUGGCUACUCUACUUCACGUAGAUCGUUCCGUUGAACUUCGUAAUAGACGGAAAUCGGAAGGGGCAAAGAGAAUUUUGCCACUUCCCAGCGUUCCAGAGGAACGGGAGAGACAUCACUCCGUGGCCACCAUGACAAAUAUACAGGGCUCUAAGGAGCCAAACCGGAAAAUAUCUUUGAUGAGACGAAGUACAAGAUGGACACUUUUGGCCAGCGAUGUGGAGUCAAACCCAGUCUUCACUCAGGUGUCGAGUAAGACAAGGCGGUUGCAGCGUCAAGCAUCGUUUUCUGGAGUCGCCAGUAAACUGAUGGACGCCAGGAGCGAAACCUCCAGAAAGCUGAGCCGACAGAUCAGUAGAAUGGCCAGAGCACAGGAGGAGAAGGAACGACAGAAAAUGAGAGAGAAGGAAGAAGCCGCUGAGGAAGAGAAGAAGAAGAAAGAGCAGGAGUUUGAUCGUUCUACCAUCACGCGCAAGUUGUCAAUUUUCGGCUCAUACCGCAGAAUGUCGUUUAAUCAAAAAGGGAAACUCUCUGAAGAGGUGAGUGAUUGA
This is a messenger RNA of Pocillopora damicornis (cauliflower coral), 745 nucleotides long. RefSeq lists its product as uncharacterized. NCBI's taxonomy places the organism in Eukaryota, Metazoa, Cnidaria, Anthozoa, Scleractinia, Pocilloporidae. The record is from RefSeq and is a predicted model, not a curated record.